Messenger RNA from Geodia barretti, 758 nucleotides. The record is from the annotation of a GenBank genome assembly. NCBI's taxonomy places the organism in Eukaryota, Metazoa, Porifera, Demospongiae, Tetractinellida, Geodiidae.
GCGUGCAAACGCUGUCGUGCAUUCCUUGCUGGGAAUGACCGCUGCUUCAUGUGCAGUGCCAUGGAUUCAAGCAGCGCCGUGGAGGGGCAUGCCUUUGGCCAGCGACAACCGCCACUCUACGUUACCAUCCAGAAGAUUCUGGACAAGUAUCCGGACGGCCAAAUAUUCAAGGAGAUUAUUCAAAAUGCUGACGAUGCUGGAGCAAGCACUGUGCACUUCUACCUGGACAGCCGUCAGCAUGGAUCACAGUCACUGAUUCACCCCAGUCUAGGCCAGUUCCAGGGACCGUCUCUACUCUCCUACAAUGACGCCAUGUUCCAGGAAAAGGACUGGCGGAGUAUUCAGGACAUGCAGCAGAGUGUAAAAAGUAACAAAGAGUACCUCCAUGGUGGAUCUUCUCUAUGCCCCUGACUUCUACAUCUUUUGUGUGGUGGUCUCGUCGGCAGAAAUGGGCUGCUACUGGUUUAUCAGUUUUUUUUGGUCUGGAUAUCUGAACGUGUUCGUUGAUCCUAAUGUGUAGAGGCUGUUUUGUCUCUCCCACGUAUUGUAGAUUGCACCUUUUGCAUGUUAUGGACAUUGUUCAGAUAUCGGGACCAAAAAAACUGAUUUACCGCUAAACAGUGUAACACAGUGGGUCCCACUUUUAAUACCUUCUCGGAAGCAAGAGACAGUAGUUAACAACACCGGUUUUUUUGGAUUUAUGUUUGCAUGAACUUGUGGGACCCUCUAUAUUAAUUAUCACACAUAAAUUAACACAU